This is a messenger RNA of Rubroshorea leprosula, 1115 nucleotides long. Lineage: Eukaryota; Viridiplantae; Streptophyta; Magnoliopsida; Malvales; Dipterocarpaceae. The record is from the annotation of a GenBank genome assembly.
GAAAUUUUCAUUUUUCACUCUCUCUCUUCAAAGACUCCGCUUUCUGGAUCUGUAAUAAUUAUGGAAAUCGUGUCAGAUACGUCGCCGACGGCGAGGCCAUCCUACUGGUGCUACAACUGCACCCGUUUGGUUCAGGUUUUGUCUCUGCAAGAUAGAAACGGCGACGGCGUCUCUUGUCCCUAUUGCGAUGGAGGAUUCAUCGAGGAGAUAGACUCAGUCAAUCACACACAUCAGAUUCCGACCGUGUACGUCAUAGCUGGUAACAGUGGGACACAUCACGAUUCCCAUCUCUCCAGACUCCUAGGAUUCCGCCGUAAUAGGCGGGGCGCCGCUGACCGGUCAAACUUGAAUCACAUCAUCGUCCUGCGUGGUUCGCCCGACUCGGAAGACGACAACAACAACGCGUUCGAGUUUUACCGUAACGAUGGGUCCGGGUCCGGCCUGCGACCGGUACCGGCGUCCGUGUCGGAAUCGUUGAUGGGUUCGGGUUUCGAUCGGAUACUCGAACAGCUGUCGCAGAUCGAAUUGGCAGGAUUCGGGCAACUUGGGAACCAGCCAGCAUCCAAAUCCGCAAUCGAAUCGAUGCCGACGGUGGAAAUAGAAUCGACACACGUCAGCUCCGAAUAUCACUGUGCUGUCUGUACGGAACCCUUCGAGCUUGGAAUCAAGGCUCGGGAGAUGCCCUGUAAGCACAUAUACCACGAAGACUGCAUCAUCCCCUGGCUCUCAAUUCGAAACUCGUGCCCCGUUUGCCGGCACCAGAUGCCGGCAGAUCACAGUGAAGAAAAUGGGUCGGAUAGUAUGGGGUCGGUGGGGCUGAGCAUAUGGCGGUUGCCAGGUGGCGUGUUUGCGGUGGGGAGAUUCAGGGGAGAGAGAGAAGCGGCAGCGCCGGUGACGUACAGUGAGGCGGAUGGUGUAGACGAUGGCCCGAGGAGAGUUUCGUGGAUCGGGAUUCGGCGGAGGGAGAGCAGAUUUAGGAGGGUUGUUAGAAAUCUUAUUUCGAUUUUUAGGUCGAACGGCGGUAGGGGUGAAUCUCGGUCGAUUCGCCGUAGUAGAUGAAUUUUUGGAAGUCAAUGAGAAAAAAAAAAAAAGGAAAAGAAAUUCAUUAUUUUGCC